Molecule: messenger RNA, 1825 nt
Organism: Cicer arietinum (chickpea)
Lineage: Eukaryota; Viridiplantae; Streptophyta; Magnoliopsida; Fabales; Fabaceae
Product: wee1-like protein kinase
Biological process (GO): protein phosphorylation
Cellular component (GO): cytoplasm; nucleus
Molecular function (GO): protein tyrosine kinase activity; ATP binding
Source: RefSeq, a predicted model, not a curated record
ACACACUACUACUCUUCAUCUUCAUCUCUAUUGUGUUGUCGAUCGAAUCAAAGAUUCAAAGAUUUGAAGAUGAAGAGGAAAACCCCUAAAAAUGUAAAACAAAGUGGAAGGAAGAAGGUAUCAUCGCUGGGCGUUAACAACACGAGACAGUUACAGCUUCAACUGAACGAAGUCUCUCGUCUGUCUCUCAAACAAUACAAACCAUUACCAACAACAACAACAAUCUGUACUUCUUCUUCAACCGCUUCUCGCUUCCAGAACCUUCUAGAUUCUGAGACCAACGAAAACCCUCACGCUAGGGUUACGGGUGAUGCUGUUGAACCAGAUUACAGAGAUUUCAUUCUCAGCCAAGAAUUCUUUUGCACACCAGAUUACAUAACUCCGGAUAAUCAACGAAUUUUGAACAGCUUGGAUUUCAACAAGGAUAAUAGUCCUUGCCCAAAAUCGCCGGAGAAAUUGAAUACUACGAAAAGCAAGAGAUGCACAUUGGAUGGUAUCUUGGUAAACCCUCUCAGCCCCACCUUUUCUGGCAACCACCAACCAGUUGUGGAACUUGAUAAGGACUCUGUUGCAGAGGAAGUAGAUAUUGAUAAAACAAUGGCAGCCAGUAAGCCAAAGGCCCAGAAUUAUGUGUCACAUUCUGCAGCAGCAUUGCGUUGUAGGGUCAUGCCUCCUCCUUGCAUUAGCAACCCCUAUUUAAAAGACGUUUCACAACAAGAGACAGAUCCCUUCGCAAACCAAAGAUCCAAAUGUGCAGGUCUCUUCCCUAAUUUUACUUCUGCUGAUGGGCUCUCACGCUAUCGCACAGAUUUUCAUGAGAUUGAGCAAAUUGGCAGAGGGAACUUCAACAGUGUUUUCAAAGUAUUAAAGCGAAUAGAUGGCUGCUUGUAUGCUGUGAAACUCAGUACUAGACAGUUGCACCAGGAAACUGAAAGGCGAAAAGCUUUGAUGGAAGUUCAAGCUUUGGCAGCCUUGGGGUCUCAUGAGAACAUUGUGGGGUAUUAUUCUUCAUGGUUUGAAAACGAACAGCUGUACAUUCAGAUGGAGCUAUGUGAUCAUAGCUUAUCUAUAAACAAAGGCUACGAGUUAUUAGCAGAAGGACAAGCAUUAGAAGUUUUAUAUCAGGUUGCCAACGCACUGCAAUUUAUACACGAGAAGGGAGUAGCUCAUCUUGAUGUUAAACCUGAUAAUAUUUAUGUAAAAAAUAGUGUUUAUAAGCUUGGUGAUUUUGGAUGUGCAACUCUUAUUGAUAAUAGCCUGCCAAUUGAAGAGGGAGAUGCUCGUUAUAUGCCCCAGGAAGUUCUAAACGAGAAUUAUGAUCACCUUGACAAGGUUGAUAUUUUCUCCCUGGGAGCUUCUAUUUAUGAACUCAUUCGAAGACUGCCUUUGCCAGAAUCAGGAAGUCAUUUUUUAAAUCUUAAAGAGGGCAAGUUGCCACUACUACCUGGUCAUUCAUUGCAAUUUCAAAACUUGCUUAAGGCCAUGAUGGAUCCUGAUCCGGUUAAGAGACCUUCGGCUAGAGAGUUAGUAGAGAACCCAAUUUUCGACAAGGCCUUAAGAAUACCAAAAAAUUGAUCCACCACGAUUGUUUUUCACUUCUGGCUCGACCAACGGUUAUGUAGAUUAGUCUUGAUUAUGUCAUGGCCAAUUUUGUGAAUGUGUUUUGGUUAUAUGCACCCGAUUAUUCUGACUAUGGCGCAUGUUCUUUAAAUUCAAUGGUCCAGCCAGGCAUCUGAUGUACAUUGUAAUGUACUAAAAUGUGCUAAUGAUAGUUAACAAAAAUUCUGUGAAUCCCAGAAGUAUUUGAUUUGACUGUCGUUUUUUC